Culex quinquefasciatus (southern house mosquito) is the source of this 1159-nucleotide messenger RNA. RefSeq names its product cuticle protein CP14.6. Lineage: Eukaryota; Metazoa; Arthropoda; Insecta; Diptera; Culicidae. Gene Ontology annotation, molecular function: structural constituent of chitin-based larval cuticle. The transcript is spliced from 2 exons. The record is from RefSeq and is a predicted model, not a curated record. Gene Ontology annotation, cellular component: chitin-based extracellular matrix. Bases 134 to 532 code for a protein of 132 amino acids.
UGGUAAUCAUAUCAUAUUGUUUUGCGCCUUCCAGUGAUCAAGAUCCUCAAGUCAAAUCGUCACAGACGUCGCUGUUACAGUCAGUUCUAGUUUCAAGGAUUACGUUUUCGUGGAAAAUAAAAAUAUCGUAAACAUGAAGAUUGUGAUUGUCCUUGCCGCUGUCAUCGCUGCCGCAUCCGCCCAGAUUCGUCCCCUUCCGGUGCCGCUGAGACCGGUUCCGUACGGAGGUCCUGAGGCUGGAGCCGUCAUCCUGAACCAGGUGUACGAGCCCAACCCAGACGGUUCGUACAUCUACAGCUACGAAACCAGCAACGGAAUCCGUGCCGAGCAGCGUGGCUUCCUGAAGAACCCCGGAACCCCGGGAGAGGCCCAGGUCAUGCAGGGAUCGUACUCGUACACCGGCCCAGACGGAGUGGUCUACACCAUCAACUACAUCGCCGACGAGAACGGAUACCGCGCUGAGGGUGCCCACAUUCCGGCCGCACCCCGGGCGUACAACCCACGCUUCCCGGGUGCCCCAGGGCCGUUCUAAAUGACGACCUUAGAGUGUCGUCACCUUCAGCACGCCCCACCGCCAGUGUAGUUAUGAUAUUUAUUGGAAAAGUUCGAACUAAGCAAGCAAAAGUUCACUUUGCUGUCUGCUCCUGCUUACGUACAACUGUUUCAUCAAUUUCCAGCGCAAAAAGCAGACAUCUUUGCUGCCCGAAGACCCUGUGAAUAUUCAUUCGAUUAGUGUGUACCGCUGUGAUUAACAUUCAUUCUUCCUAGAACACCUUCUAUCCCAUCUGCUUUUUGUUGAGUAAUAGCAAUUACUGCUCCUCCCUUUUCGCGCCCGAUCAUGGAGGCGUUAGUAGUAGAACCACCCUUCAGUCCCACCUUCCCAGCUAUUCUGCCAUUUUCUAUGUACACUGUAUUGACUCAUCCCCCGCCUAUUCUGCCAAUCCGCGUGUAAAAAUACUCCCCAAAUAAAAAAAAACACUCUUAUUACGAUAAUUGUAAUUAUACACUCUGUUUAUGAUAAUUGUAUACGCGAAAAGCGAAAGAGCAAUUUUGUACUGUUGUAUUAGCCAAGCCAAUUUUGUGUACUGUAUUAUCUGAGAAUGCGCAAUAAACGUCCUGUUUGCAAAUCGCCCGAGAAGAAGAGGCGCCUUUAGAGUGA